AUGAGUAAAAAAUAAUACUAUAAGUUAACAAAGGUUAGCAGAUAGGAUGAUCAGUGAUUGAGAUUCUUACCUGUAUCUCCUAGCUAGCUAGUUGAUCAAAGGAAAGCUUGUUUACAUUUCUCAUGGCUUCAAGUGCAACUCUUCCAUCUCAAAUGAAGGCUUGGACUUAUGCUGAAUAUGGAAAAUCAUCUGACGUCCUGAAAUUAGGCUCAGAUGUUGCUGUACCCCAACUGAAUGAUGACCAGGUUCUGGUCAAAGUUGUAGCAGCAGGGAUUAAUCCUGUUGAUAUCAAGAGAAUGCAUGGAUUAAUCAAAGCCGCAGAUUCUCCUUUACCUAUUGUUCCAGGCUAUGAUGUUGCUGGUGUGGUGGUUAAAGUGGGAAGCCAAGUAAAGAAAUUUAAGGAAGGGGAUGAAGUAUAUGGGGACAUUAACGAGAAGGCCUUGGAUCACCCAAAACAAUUUGGAACUAUAGCUGAAUACACUGCUGUUGAAGAGAGGCUGUUGGCUUUCAAACCGAAAAAUCUGAGUUUUAUUGAAGCUGCAGGGCUGCCCCUAGCCAUUGAGACUGCCAAUGAAGGCCUUGAAAGAUCUCAGUUUUCUGCUGGCAAAUCUAUCCUUGUCUUGGGUGGUGCUGGUGGGGUUGGCACCAUGAUUAUUCAGCUAGCUAAGCAAGUCUAUGGAGCAUCCAAAGUAGCAGCUACCUCAAGUACUGGGAAACUGGAUUUGCUGAAGAGUUUGGGUGCUGAUUUGCCUAUUGAUUACACCAAGGAAAACUAUGAAGGUCUGCCAGAGAAAUUCGAUGUAGUCUAUGAUACAGUUGGUGAAUGUGAAAGGGCAGUGAAGGCAGUGAAGGAAGGAGGACAUGUUGUGACAAUAGAAGUAACAGUUCCGGUGGUUCCACCAGCUGUUUUGUUCGUUCUCACUUCCAACGGGGCUGUUUUGGAGAAACUGAAUCCUUUCUUGGAGAGUGGGAAGGUUAAGCCUAUGAUUGAUCCCAAAGGCGUGUUUCCUUUUUCUCAAACCAGGGAAGCCUUUGCCUAUCUUGAAACUGGCAGAGUUAUUGGAAAAGUAGUCAUACAUCUAUAAUGCCAAGUGAAAAAGAAAAUCAUCAAUGUACUUUAUCUAUCCAUCUAUCUUUCUGGUUGAGAAUCCAUCUGUGUUGUUUUAUGUUAUGAUGGUAUUAAUAAGAGUUUGUUAAGAGAGGAAUAACGUUGGAUUAAUAAAAGUUAAAACAGAUAUUACUAGUUUUUAA
This is a messenger RNA of Theobroma umbraticum, 1251 nucleotides long. RefSeq names its product 2-methylene-furan-3-one reductase-like. NCBI's taxonomy places the organism in Eukaryota, Viridiplantae, Streptophyta, Magnoliopsida, Malvales, Malvaceae. Gene Ontology annotation, molecular function: zinc ion binding; oxidoreductase activity, acting on the CH-CH group of donors, NAD or NADP as acceptor. The record is from RefSeq and is a predicted model, not a curated record.